GGGAGGUGUUCGCGGGAGGGAGGGGCAGAAGCCGGCCCCGGAGGCCGCGCGAGCAUCCCUCGGGCCGGGCCUGCGUCGGAAGCGCGCCCGGAGGCGUGCGCGGGGGAGCCCCCGGGAGCGCGGGUGCGUCCCCCUCCCCGGAGACCGCGGCUGCGUCCCCGCCGGCGCCGGACGCGGAUGCAAGUCCUCCUCGGGGCGCGCAGGGCUCCCGCCUGGCGGUGAGCGCGCGGAGGCUCGGGGACGUGGACCUGCGUGCCCAAGGUCACGCAGCGGCCGGCUGCAGCCCGCCCAGCUCCGCGCCGCCGGCCUCUCUCUCUGCCUCUGUGGCCCCUGCCAGCGGCGAGGCCCCUGGGUUCCUGCAGCUGACACGGGCUGACAGGCUCAGACCAUGAAUUACGUGGGGCAGCUGGCCGGCCAGGUGCUCGUCACGGUGAAGGAGCUGUACAAGGGGCUGAACCCGGCCACACUGUCCGGGUGCAUCGACAUCAUCGUCAUCCGCCAGCCCAAUGGCAGCCUCCAGUGCUCCCCCUUCCACGUCCGCUUUGGGAAGAUGGGCGUCCUGCGCUCUCGAGAGAAAGUGGUUGACAUAGAAAUCAACGGGGAGUCUGUGGAUCUGCACAUGAAAUUGGGAGAUAACGGAGAAGCAUUUUUUGUUCAAGAGACUGAUAAUGAUCAGGAGGUGAUCCCCACGUACUUGGCCACCUCGCCCAUCCUGUCGGAAGGAGCUGCGAGAAUGGAAUGCCAGCUGAAAAGGAACUCCGUGGAGAGGAUGAGGAGCCCGGACUCCAGUGUGCCGGCCCCGGCUUUGGCGCCCAGUGACGCCCCCUCGAGCGGCUCGUUAGGGAAGAAGAGGAGGAAACGGAGGAGGAAGUCGCAGCUGGACAGUCUGAAGAGGGAGGACACCGCCAACACGUCGGAGGACGAGGACAUGUUUCCCAUAGAGAUGAGCUCUGACGAGGACGUGGAGCUGCUGGACAGCAGUCGAACACUUUCUAAUGAUUUACCUCCAUUCCAAGAUGAUAUUGCUACGGCAAACCGCACGUCAGUCUCACCUUACCCUCAGUCGGCAUCAUACCCUAGUUCAGACCGAGAGUGGUCGCCCAAUCCCAGGUCUGUGGAUAAACCUUUAGAGGGAAAAGCAGCAGUUCAGGAAGAAGAUAAAAUGGAGUAUUUAGAAACCACUAACAGUAGCCCCAUAGAUUGCAGGAGGACGCCCCCUCAUCUGGCGGUGGCAGCCGAGGGAGGCCUGUCUAGCUCCUGUCCCGCACAGCCUUCCCACCUCCAUGCUCCUGAAAGCCCUUCAGGUUCCCGACCUUCAACCCCUAAAAGUGACUCGGAAUUGGUCAGCAAGUCCGCGGACAGGACACAGCAGAAGGGCAACCUGGAGAUGCUCUGGCUGUGGGGAGAGCUGCCGCAAGCCGCCAAGUCGUCUUCUCCACACAAGAUGAAAGAACCCAGCCCUUUGAACAGCAGGAAGCUUUGCGACAAAAUCCACUUCCAGGCCAUUCACAGCGAGUCUUCAGACACGUUCAGCGACCAGUCGCCCACCACGCUGGGCCGGGGCCCCCUCUCAGAGAGGCCGGAAACGCACUUUGUGAACGAAGACGACCUGGAGGCCCUGGGGGCGGCAGCCCCGCCCCUGCCCGCCAUCGAGGAGCUCAAGCCGCCCUCUGCCAGUGCCGCGCCCAGGGCAGACAAGACGGAGUCCCCUUCCAGGAGGAAAGAUAAACGCAGUAGGCACCUCGGUGCUGACGGCGUCUACCUGGACGACCUCACAGACAUGGAUCCGGAAGUGGCGGCCCUGUAUUUCCCCAAAAAUGGAGAUCCCUCGGGGCUGGGAAAACACGCCAGCGACAACGGCACCCGGUCUGCCAACCAGUCCCCGCAGUCCGUGGGCAGCUCGGGCAUCGACAGCGGCGUGGAGAGCACCUCGGACAGCCUGAGGGACCUGCCGUCCAUCGCCAUCUCCCUCUGCGGGGGCCUCAGCGACCACAGGGAGAUCACCAAAGAUGCGUUUUUGGAACAAGCCGUGUCGUAUCAGCAGUUUGUGGACAACCCUGCCAUCAUCGACGACCCCAAUCUCGUGGUCAAGAUCGGGAAUAAGUACUAUAAUUGGACCACGGCGGCGCCUCUGCUCCUGGCAAUGCAGGCCUUCCAGAAGCCUUUGCCAAAGGCCACCGUGGACGCUAUCAUGCGGGAUAAGAUGCCCAAAAAGGGAGGAAGAUGGUGGUUUUCUUGGAGAGGGAGGAACACCACGAUCAAGGAGGAGAGUAAGCCCGAGCAGUGCUUGGCGGGGAAGGGCCACAGUACUGGAGAGCAGCCGUCGCAGCUCGGCAUGGCGCCCAGAAUAAAGCACGAGUCAUCCUCCAGUGAUGAGGAGCACACAGCUGCCAAGCCGUCGAACGCAGUCCACCUCCCACUCCUGCCCAGCGUCAGCUACAAGAAGACACUGCGGCUCACGUCAGAGCAGCUGAAAAGCCUGAAGCUGAAGAACGGCCCCAACGACGUGGUGUUCAGCGUCACCACGCAGUACCAAGGCACCUGCCGCUGCGAGGGCACCAUCUACCUGUGGAACUGGGACGACAAGGUCAUCAUCUCUGACAUCGACGGGACCAUCACAAGAUCAGAUACUCUUGGCCACAUUCUGCCCACACUUGGGAAGGAUUGGACCCACCAGGGCAUCGCCAAGCUCUACCAUAAAGUGAGCCAGAAUGGCUAUAAGUUCCUCUACUGCUCCGCACGCGCCAUCGGGAUGGCAGACAUGACGAGGGGCUACCUGCACUGGGUCAACGAGAGGGGCACGGUGCUGCCGCAGGGGCCGCUGCUGCUCAGCCCCAGCAGCCUCUUCUCCGCCCUCCACAGAGAAGUGAUUGAAAAGAAGCCAGAAAAGUUUAAAGUCCAGUGUUUAACAGACAUUAAGAACCUGUUUUUCCCAAAUACGGAACCCUUUUAUGCUGCUUUUGGAAACCGGCCAGCGGAUGUGUACUCAUACAAGCAAGUAGGAGUGUCUCUGAACAGAAUAUUCACCGUCAACCCUAAAGGAGAGCUGGUGCAGGAGCACGCAAAGACCAACAUCUCGUCGUACGUGCGGCUCUGCGAGGUGGUGGACCACGUCUUCCCUCUGCUGAAAAGAAGCCAUUCUUCAGACUUCCCCUGUUCCGACACCUUCAGCAACUUCACCUACUGGAGAGAGCCGCCGCCGCCUUUUGAGAACCAGGACGUCCACUCGGCUUCGGCGUAGCAACAACCCCGCGGCUCCGGCCACCUCGCCUCCGCCUGGGCGGCGCCAUUAAAGGAUAGGUUGAGGGGACCCCGCGCUGGGCUCCGAGCCUGAUUGAGGGGAGCCACAGGCUCUUCUGCCCGGCGGCUCAGGCCGAAUGCCGCUGCAACCUCCGUGGAGGCCCCGGGCUGCCCCGGAAGUACUUGUUCCGGGCUGCCCCGGAAGUCCGCGUGCGGCCGCUGUGCAUUGUGGGCGUCCGCCGCUCGCUACCUCCUUGCUGAUGGCUGCACACGGGACAGUUGAGCAGUGCCGGACGGGCCGGUGUUCGGUAGGGCAGGGGGCCUGUUUCCGUGAGGGUGUGCCUGGCCUGGGCCGCGGUGUUCCCUUGCCGCGUUUGCUGACCGGGGGAGGAGCCCCGCCACGCCUCUGGCUGUGAAGAUGGCCGUCGAGGUCGCUGGCCUGUGGCCCCCCCAUUUCUUUUUUGGUGGCUCAAGCCGGGAUAUUUAUGCCUUAAUGCACCUGUGGCGGCCGUUAUAUUUAGAAUGCGCUGUGUCUAGCUCUCGGUAACCUUGUAAUGCCUUAAACUGAAAGGAGGGUGAGCCCCUUGAGCAGCGCGCCGGGCCCCUCGGACUCGCAGCAUGGCGCUGAUCACGUGGCCUGGCUCUGGUCACGUGGCCGAAUGGGCGCGACGUCGGGUCUCAGCGGGAGUGCCCGGAAGACCCGGGCUGGUUGUAAGAGAAUAGUUUGUUUCAAGAAGCUGGGUUCUAUGCUUUGUAGAUGCUAUUUGUUGCUUUGGUUGGGUUACCGAACAAGCGUUUUAGGUCAUAUUCUUUCAAUUACAGCUGUUGUUAGUGUAUUAAAAAGCUAUCUGUUUGACUAUCCCAGGAGGCUUAGUCUGUGUAUCUGAGACACUGGAAUUUAUGAGUAAUUGAUUUUUUUAGCAGCCUCUUCCACUCAAAUUAAAGACAGAUGAGUAAGUAAUAAUUUGAGUGACAUACUUUAAAAGCCGAUGGAAGGUGAUUCUCUCGUCAAGUUCUGUUUGUAGCACGAACAAUGUGAAAAGCAAGAGAAUUAUUUUGGUAAGAGAUUUUGCUUUACUUUUUGAAGUAUUAUUUUUCUAAAGAGUGUUUUCCUCGACCGACUGAAAUACUUUCCUAUUUAAAUUUCCCUGUUCGAGUCACAGGAGGCAAAGCAGAACAGCUGGAGGAAACAUUACUCUUUCUGUGAAAGAAAGCGCAGAGUUGUUGCCUCGUUGUAGUUGGUGGGCUCUGUCGGCAGCGCGCGCCUCUGCUGCGCGGGCAGCACGGCGCGCAGAGAGGCAGACGUGGGCCUGGGUUUACGUGGGCACGUACAUGCAGAUUCUCUUUGGGAGAUGCUAAGAAUAAUGAGACAUAGUCCUGCCGUAGCUCAUUUCUUUGGGCCUUCUCCCAGGGGCCUGUAGAGAGUACAUUAAUUGUUUCUGCCACAAGGUUAUUUUUGAAUACUUUUUAACUGCUCUGAGCUAAAUAUAAAACUAAUGGGCCUACGAAGGCUCAUAGGGCUUCUGCCCUGCAUGCGGGAGGAGCUCUGACCCUGAAGAUUGGUGCCUGUCCUCUCCAUUGAUCCUCUGUGGACCCAUAAGUGUGAUGAACCUUCAGCUUCCCACACCACAGCACGCCUACACAGGGCAUGCCUUCCAGAAAGUCACAGUCUCAGAUCUGUGUCAAGUUCAGUGUGAGCCCUGGCCACUGAGCAGUGUUAAGGCCGGCCUUGCAGCUUCAACAAGGUUUGUUUGGGGGCCACACCGACGCAUCUCCAAGCUGGUUUAUCCAUGUAUACAUGACUGCCACCCAGCGACCUUCCCCCCCCCCCCAAAGGCCGCAUGCUAGAAUGCUGUGUUCGGACCACACAUGUCAGAGGUGCCCAGUGGAAGUAGGUCACUUCAUAGUGACCGGUUGUCAAAUGCUUAUCAUGUGGGAUGGGAAAAUGUGUAUACCUGGUGUAUUGAAAAGAAUAUACCUGGUACAUUGGAAACAAAUGAUUACAUUUUCAAAGUAAAUUUCCCUUUCAAUUUGUAGGUUCAGUUCACCACUUAGAACAUAUUUUAUUUACAGUAUCUGGUCUGUAUUUGUAUAUGCUGGUGCAAUGAUAAAAAUCACUGUAAACUUCAUUGUAUUGUGCUGGAUUCAAAGCUAGGAAAUAUAAUAAAUGAGACUGAUGAAAGACUUCGCUGAAA
Messenger RNA from Lepus europaeus (European hare), 5435 nucleotides. It is a transcript of the gene LPIN1, whose product is annotated as lipin 1. Bases 389 to 3241 code for a protein of 950 amino acids. Lineage: Eukaryota; Metazoa; Chordata; Mammalia; Lagomorpha; Leporidae. The record is from RefSeq and is a predicted model, not a curated record. Gene Ontology annotation, biological process: fatty acid catabolic process; positive regulation of transcription by RNA polymerase II; triglyceride biosynthetic process. Gene Ontology annotation, molecular function: phosphatidate phosphatase activity; transcription coactivator activity. Gene Ontology annotation, cellular component: mitochondrial outer membrane; nucleus. The transcript has 22 exons.